Mesocestoides corti is the source of this 3678-nucleotide messenger RNA. The record is from the annotation of a GenBank genome assembly. NCBI's taxonomy places the organism in Eukaryota, Metazoa, Platyhelminthes, Cestoda, Cyclophyllidea, Mesocestoididae.
AUGGACGAUAAUGGCGCACCGUCAAUAGCCAGUAGUAGAGGCGAAUUCCGGAAGCGUUGUGGACCUCCUCGAUGUGGUGUUCAACCGUGUAGCCUUCCAAUGACCGAUAGUGGUUCCCGCCGUGGUAACAUGCGUGGACGUUUUGCUCUUUCAAGGCAGGCUUCGUUCGACAUUGGCAGUGUUACUGGUCCAGAUGUAAAGGAAACCUCACCAGCAACUUCACUUGUGGUUGAUGACGUGGAUCACUCGGCGCAACAGAGUCUCAUUUCUCUCAGUCCACCCAACGCCUUCGAGAACGACACUCCAGGAGUGGCUGCAAGCCAAGCACAACGCACGAAUUCCUCUUAUUCAACCACCACUUCUCCACCGAACCCCAUUCCUAAAGGCUCGCCAAAAAAGAUGAGUUCCCAGCAGGUCCGAAAAAUAUUGAAAGAACAUUUGCUGAACCGGCGUGUAAUGAGUGUGGAAGCCUCAUGGGGUGUUGGCAGCUCAGAGUCGCCGUCGACACUGCCUCAAUCUCGCAAUUUGCGUUAUUUCUCUCGUUCCUUCGAUUCUGAUCCAACUGAGUCUCCGCCUUCGCCACCCGCCACGACUACCACUGACGGUAACCGUGCUCCCUCUCCACACUCUCUACCACGCAAACGCGCUGCCUAUCAUAGAUUAGCCGCAGUCUCUCUUGACUUGCCGAACAAGGUUCCUACCUGUCGAGGCCUGGAGGAAGCAGCUGCGGUCGCCCUGAACGCAAUCUGGCGAGACGGAAAGCCACCGGCACACUUCCACCGCUCAAGUCCGGGUAUCUAUUUUUGUGGGCACGCCUUUCGUUUGACGCUAAUUGAAAAAAGUGUCAAUGUGCCCUCGUUGGUACGUCAGUUGAGCUACAACCCGCAGCCAGCCCACAUGAACCUUGAAGAUGACUCGAAGAGUUUUACGGCGCCUCCUUCCUUCCCCUCCAUUACGGAAAUGCCCCUCGAUUUGACUUCUACGGGCCCAGCUGGAGAGGCAACCAAACGGCAAGCUGGUGGGUGCGUUCGACCAACAGCAUCAACUGGUGCCUGUAUUGACGAAUUCUCCCUACUUAUGCACCAUUUGGAGGCGCUUCGGAAUGCCUCCGUGCAGAAACACUUGCCCGCGUUCGGAGGGGUGAAUGAAACUCCUCCUCCUCCUCUUCCUCCGUCCACCUCCAGCCCCGGUCUGUUGGGCGCAGCACCGGGUCCCCACGACGCCGCAGCCCCCGCCCCACUCGCCUCGCUUUGCCCACUGCCUGAAGUCAGCGCGGUCAACGCCCCCAACUGCCCGUCAGAGUUAAGCAUCAUUACCAGCCCCGUAUUUCGACGGACCCUCAGUACCCAGGUGAGUCAAAAUCUGAGAGAAACACAGGAGACACUGGCCGCGCUAAGUUUGGGCGGCCCACCACAGCGCCCCGUCAAUGAUGACAAGUGCACAAACGCUAAAAACGCCUCGUGGGCCGCCCCCGCCACCGCCAGUGGAGUGUCCGUCCCGGCAAUGCACAACUUCCUCCAGUCUACCCUUGAAAGAGCCCAUGACGAGCUGCUACGACACUGGUCCAGCCUGCCCUCUGUCGACUGGCCAACCUCCUCCGAUGCGGAAGCGAAAACUAGGGGUACACCCACUGAGUACGUGUAUGCUUGUCAUUCUGUUUGCCUUUGGUCCCGCAGGACGGCAAUGCUCUUUGAUCCUACCAUGCUCUCUCAUCUGUGCAUCUGUCCAAACGGUAACAACCCUCAAGUACAUCCCGAGCAUCCCUUUCGCCUGAAGUCCAUUCUUGAAAAGAUUGCCAGUUCUCGGUUGCAGAUUCCGCAAGGUCUCCUCAACACCUCCGCCACCACCGAAAGCGGUACACCUUCCUUCCUCUCCGAGGGUCUCCCCUUGGCAUUCUUUUGCCGUUGGAUGAGGGCUCGAAUGGCCACGCGGAAGGAAUUGGCCAUUUUCCACACCUCCGAACACAUCGCACGCUACUGUCCGGAUUCAUCCGUGGAAGGUGAAGAGGAAGGUUCCUCAAUGUCGUCAUCUUCGUCCUCAUCGUCUAUUUCCUCGUCCUCCAGAGACGGGUGUGGAGGUUUGCUGGCCACGCUCCGUUGUGGCGGUGUCGGCGUUGACUCGGACACCGUCUGGAACGCUGAGACCACUUCAAAGUCAGCGCGGCUUGCAGUUGGUCAGGUCAUGUGCCUUGCACACAAUCUUGCGAGUGGCAGGUUGAGAAAUGGUUUCGCCCUUGUCCACCCUCCGGGGCACCAUGCAGAGCCCGAUCAAGCCAUGGGAUUUUGCUACUUCAACUCCGUCGCUAUCGCCGCUCUCUCGAUUCUCCAACGUGGCCUUGCCCAGCGUGUGCUCAUUCUCGAUUGGGACAUCCACCAUGGCAAUGGCACACAGUUUGCUGCGGCCAAGCAUCCCGGUCUGCUGUACAUUUCGUUGCAUCGGUACGACCAGGGCACAUUUUUCCCCGGGACCGGAUCUUUUCUGGACGGCGUCAAGGGGGAUGAGGGCGUUGGCGGCCGUACGAUCAACAUUCCCUGGGGCUGCACCACGACCCCCAGAACAGCAAAUGCCUCUUUGAAGCGCGAAUCCUGGCGACAGGUGGGUUGUCGAGCAUUCGAUAUACUAGUUCCAUGCGCCACAAUGACUAGUUCAGCCAAUUAUUCAUCGGCGAACACGUCUAACGACAGCGGCGUCCAGCUGAUGCCCGAGGACUGUUCUAUGCGUCCCAUCAGCCUGACCUCUUGCCCUCAACCAAAUGACGCGUCCCCUCCCUCCUCUCCCGCCGGUAUGGUCGAUGCCCACGUCCUGCGUUCGUCUUCUUCUGAAUCGCCUACAAUGAGCCUCUCAGAUGCCGAGUACCUGGCCGCCUUUCGUACCCUUGUGCUCCCCAUUGCGAGUGAAUUCGCCCCCGAUGUUGUCCUUGUGUCGGCAGGGUUCGACGGUGCAGCCGGACACGGCAGUGCCCUCGGGGGAUACAAGAUUUCUCCCGGUGCCUUUGCCUGGAUGACUCGCCAGGUAACAUUUCUCCGCGCUUCAUUUUGCCUGGCGCACAUUUUCUCUCCAAAAAAGAUGGAAUCAUCUCUGAAGUCAGCACAUGCUGAUAGCCAAGUCCUUGGCAUAGUUCCAACGCACAAGCGCCUGCCAUCCUCACAAGGGCUGUUGAGCCUUGGUGGUGGUUUCUUCCAGGCUGGUCGUGAAGUGGCACGCCUAAUGCUCGUUGACUGCGACGCUUUGCAGUUGCGUCAUAAACCGGGGUUGGGGCUGCAGUCUGGCUGCAUGUCUCUAGCCAAUGGCUGUGUUGGCCUGGUGCUCGAAGGGGGCUACGUUGCGUCGGCGACGGCGGACUGCGUCUCGACGUGCCUCAACUCCCUCCUCCUGCCCAACCCGCCGCCUGCCGUCUGGAGUGCUGGCGCGAGCAAAGAACGGCGCCUGGCCACCCUGGACGACUGUCUCUACACGGCGAACUCGUGGAUCGCGCCCGGCGAGCUCUCGCGUCCGCCUCGACCCGAAGCCGUCAACACGCUGGUCGAGGUGGCUGCUGUUCAGGCCAAAACGGGACGUUGGAACUGCCUCGCUUCUCGCGAGACACCUCCCUUCCAUGAUUUUGCUCUGCCUUUCAACAGAGCUCUUGAGCAGGAACGCGCCCGACUCUUGUCCCCGUCCCAGCCACUACUCGCCUAG